Messenger RNA from Aspergillus heteromorphus CBS 117.55, 3072 nucleotides. RefSeq names its product WD40 repeat domain-containing protein. Gene Ontology annotation, cellular component: anaphase-promoting complex. Gene Ontology annotation, biological process: positive regulation of ubiquitin protein ligase activity; anaphase-promoting complex-dependent catabolic process; positive regulation of anaphase-promoting complex-dependent catabolic process. Lineage: Eukaryota; Fungi; Ascomycota; Eurotiomycetes; Eurotiales; Aspergillaceae. The transcript is spliced from 2 exons. Gene Ontology annotation, molecular function: protein binding; ubiquitin ligase activator activity; anaphase-promoting complex binding. The coding region runs from base 148 to 2841 and encodes 897 amino acids. The record is from RefSeq and is a predicted model, not a curated record.
GUUCCGCAUCUAUAGGACCAUCUUUGCAUCAUGGCGGUAUAUUGAUAAGGCUUCCUGAUCAUUCGUUCUCUUCACAAGCAUCAUCCGAAAGCUGACAUAGUGCUAUCCAUCCAUCGCUUUAACACGGUUUCUUUCGAGGAGUGGUCGAUGGCCGGUGGACCACGGGACCAGGAGGUCUCUGGGAAAAUGGCUCGUCCAGGAAUACAUCCAAGAGGAAUUUCGGCUCCGGCAGAUGCGAAGGGCUAUCCAGACCCUCCAGUCAAAACAGCUGCCCCAAAUUCUCGGAAAGGCGGAUCCGUGACUUGCUCCCAUAAGGCUGCCAGUCUUUCAUCCCUCCUAGGACCUGUCACUCCUUCCGAGCUUAAUUUACACACUCCUUUACCUGGAUCCAAGAACUACAAUGGCAAGGUUGCGAAGUAUGCUCACCCGUCUCUGCGCAGGAGAGUUAAAAGGAUUAGACCUGGCAGUGAUUCGAAACAUCCUCCAGGCUCCCCAGCACCGGCGAAAAGUGCCACUAGGAUCAGGAACCCACUUGUCCGCGCUACCCCAGAGACUGGUUUGAGAGCCCCAGUGUCGUCAGACAGGUUCAUUCCUAGGCGAGAAUCAAGCAGUACGCCCUCAACGCCGUAUCGGGUAGGGAAGAACCCACGGGAACUAUCACCGGAGGAGAAGCUUCUACGACGACGCUCGCCAAAGGAGGACCCAUUCCUUCCCACACGCUUCCGAAAAUCUGUCAGCACUCCGAGGAUACCAUCAGACCGUAUAUGCAGUACUCACCACGGCCCUCAUCUUGUGAUUGACCCAGCCCUUGCGGGGAGCGAUUUUUUUCGUGGCUCUAUAGACGUCUCCAGACAGAUCAGUAAUGGGGCUGUUUGGAACGUAGGAGGAACAUCAGCUGCACUUGGUCGUCGGUCUAUGGCGACCCCCAGUGGUUCUGGUGGGCAGCUUGCAAGUGGGACGACAGCCCCGAUGUUUAAUGCCAAGUUUUUGCCCCAGGUGGCGUCGACUGAGGAACGUGAGAGACACAAGUCCAGGGUUGCUCUUGCGUUGGACAUUGACCCGGCCACAAGACUACUCAAGAACUGUCAGCUCCGUCCUACGCUUGGGUCUUUACCAAACCCUUCCUCUCCAGACUACGAACGAUUUUCCCCAUUCGUAUGGAAAGACAACGCCUGGAAGCGAGCCGAGAGAGAUCAUUGGGCAGUCGUGUCGAAGGAAGGCGAGCGAGUAGUGCCGAAUCGCCCGUUUCGCAUCUUAGACGCCCCGCUCCUUCGCGAUGAUUUCUAUUGCUCGACACUGGCAUACUCUUCUGCUUCCGGCAUACUUGCUGUAGGCCUGGGGCACCGGGUUUAUCUCUGGUCCGAACACUUGGGUGUACAACAUCCCCCCUUUAGCGAUCAACACCCCUCGAACUACGUGACGUCAGUAGCAUUCUCCUCCGAGAAUGGGGGCAAAAGCAUUCUAGCUGUUGCGAGGCAGUCGGGUACGCUGUAUCUGUGGAGCACCUUUGACUCAGACGUCCGGUUCGAAAUUAGUCACCCGGACGCCAUUACCUGCGUGGCAUUUAGACCAACGAAGACCCGUAGGAUCUCAGAGAGGCUUCGCAGCGUCGAAGUAGAUGUCGAAGAGCUCGCUGUUGGUGAUGACCUUGGAAAUAUCUGGUAUUACUCCGUGGAGUGGCCGGAUGACGAGGCAUGGGAUCAAUAUGACUGGAAUGGGGCCAUGACUUUACUUGCCAAGAUCUCUGCGCACACUCAACAGAUCUGUGGAAUAACAUGGUCUCCGGACAGUUCCUACCUUGCAACCGGUGGGAAUGACAAUUGCUGUCUGAUAUUCGAGCUUCAUGAUAUCCUCCCUCAACGGGACCCCCGGGCUCCCCCCCAGAGCUGUCCGUCGCACCAAUCCUGCCAGUCAGAGGGCACUGAAUGCACAGGUACGUUCUCCUGUUUCGCAGCGAGUGCCGGCAAACGACUCUUCCAAAGACGCAGUCUUAUUAGCCAUCUGCUCCCGCCUUGGGCGUUUUCGUGCGCAAAGCCUCUGUCCUCGUCUCUCCUUAACCAUACUGGGGCUCUGGUCUCCGGGGCUGAUCGUACGGUGCUGGUUCCGGCCAACCGCCAGAAGCAUCGGCUGGUCCAUGGUGCUGCAGUCAAGGCGAUUGCGUUUGCCCCUUGGCAACCAUCUCUCCUGGCCACUGGUGGCGGGUCUAAUGACCGGGCGAUUCAUUUUUACCAUGCACCAACCGGCGCGUGUUUGGCCACUAUCAACGUGUAUGCCCAGGUGACAAGCCUGAUUUGGAGCAGAACCCGACGGGAAAUCGUUGCCACGUUCGGGUUCGCGCAGCCGGAACAUCCGUUCCGCAUCGCAGUGUUUGCCUGGCCCAGUUGUGAACAGCUUGCAGCGAUCCCCUGGGGGCCGCAUGGCAGUAGUUGGGACAGCCCCGAGGACGACAUGGUGCUUGACUGCGGGCGUGCACUCUGCGCUGUGAGCUAUCCUGGCCGCCCCACUACUCGUGAAGAUCGAAGGCCCGGUUUUGAAGACCAGCCUGCCAGAUCAAGUGUGAUGCAUGACCGGCUAGCUGAACAAAGCCGGGGUGAGCCUGGUCGACGCAGUACGGGCCGAGCAGUCGUACGACCUCGGGCAAAAGAAGGGGGACUGUGGUGCUCCCGCACGGUGCAGGAAGGGUGCAUCAUCGUGGCCUCCAGUGACCAGAGCGUUAAGUUCCAUGAGGUCUGGAGCGGACCCAAGCGCAGCGCGACGGUUGUGGCCGGGCCUUUGGGGGGCAGUGGCAUUCUCGAAGGGCUCGAAGGGCUGGAGAUCCUGGGGGACGAGAUCAUUCGCUGAUAUCAGGUAAAGCAGAGCGAGAAGUAUUGUUAGCAUCGGUUAGCAUGCCGGAUGUGUUUUCAACUAUCCUUAAUGGCCUACAGCGAGGUGUGCUGAGGAUGUACCUAUUGCCGUGUACGCCGUACGGUAUCGGUAUCCUUAUGGGGUUGUGAUAGACUGUGGGGGGGACUCGAGGGAAACCCAAUAAACUGCCGAUCGGUCUCGGAUUGGGGUUCGUUCAUUCAAUAGCGC